AUGGCGACCUCCAAACUUCCAAUUCUUGCACUCCCUCAUCCACUCAUUCUUCUCCCAGCUUCUCGCUUUACGAUGCCAGUCUCCAAGGAAAUAGGGGAAACACUGCUCACCCUCAUCGAAGAGUCCGACGCACUACCAAUUGUUGCAGCGAUUCCGAUAACAAACCCGCCAUCUGAGCCCGUUCUCCCCGUUCUGUCUGAAUGGGGCACAGCUGCUCGAGUUCUGCGCCUCGUCAAGCCGCCGGCUCGGAAUCCGCGACAACCUUACCUGGUUUCGCUACAUGGGCUCACGCGAGUUCGAUUGAUAAAUCUCUCAACGAAGAAAGUGAACCUCGAAGAUCUCCAGCAGGUGCACAUGCGCGACGUCGAAUAUCCGCCCACGGAACAGGUGCCAUCUCGUGAAGCCGCGCAGAAGUUCAAGCAGAGUGCCCUGCGCUUACUCGACCGGCUCGCAAAGGACUCGCUGCAGCAAUCGCGCAAGGAUGGGUACAACAAGAUCGCCAACAUGCUGGACGACAUCACGGAUGCGAGGACGCCAUGGAUGGCUGACGUCCUCAUCGGAAGUGUCAACGGUGAAUACAACGAUAAACUAGCCAUCCUCGGAACCCCGGACUCAGAAGCACGACUUCAACUCGCCACCGAAAUCUUCAUCAAGCAGGCGUCGAUAUCCGAGGUGUCGAAGAAGAUUGCCACUGCCGUCGAUGAGAGUCUAUCGAAGCAGCAGAAGGAGUUCUUCCUCCGACAGCAGCUAGCCGCUAUUCAGCGCGAGCUCAACGUGCUGCAGCGAUCCAGUGGCAGCCUGUCCUCUAACGGGACGCCAAACGACGCUAGCUCAGGCGGUUCCAGCGAGCUAGACGACGAUGAGCAGGCGGAAGCAGAUGAUAUGGCUGAAUUGCGGCGGAAGAUCGAGGCCAUGGAGGCAGGCUCUGAGGAACGGAAGAUGGGUGUCAGAGAGUGGAGGAGAUUGAAGCGGAUACCUGCUGGCAGCGUGGAGAAUGGGGUUAUUCGGUCUUAUCUUGAAUGGCUCACUUCAGUGCCGUGGCCCAACUCGACACCUCUUCCUCUUCCUUCGACAGCUGACAGCAGCGGAUCGCCACAGUUAACACAACUACCCGAUCUCAAGGACAGGUCCUUCCUCACCACUGCUCGUGCCCAACUCGACGCGGACCACUUUGGUCUUGAGAAGAUCAAGAAACGUCUCAUUGAGUACCUGGCUGUGGUCAGACUGAAAGAGCUGAAUGCAGAGAAGGAAGCCGCUGAGGAGCGUCAACGCAUCGAGGCGGAGGCUAAGGCAAAAGUUGAUACAGCGGCCAAACCCGGCCUAGUAGAGCAGCCUGCCAAGCCGAGCAAGGAGGUCGUUCUGUACGACAAGAGUCAAGCUCCACUACCAGCGAAGUCCAUCCAUGUUCGCAAGAAGGGUGUGAAAGGCCCCAUCCUACUGUUUGUUGGGCCCCCGGGGACAGGAAAGACCUCGCUCGGGCAGUCGAUCGCGAAAGCCCUCGGUCGGCCUUUCCAACGGAUAUCACUAGGUGGUGUCCGCGAUGAGGCGGAGAUUAGAGGCCACAGGCGGACGUACGUUGCCAGCGGGCCCGGCUUGAUCGUGCAGGCGCUGAGGAAGGCGGGCAGGAGCGAUCCUGUCUUACUUUUGGACGAGAUCGACAAGAUUGGUCAGAGCAACUUCCACGGUGAUCCUGGUGCUGCGUUGCUGGAGGUUUUGGACCCGGAGCAGAACCACGCAUUCAAUGACCACUACAUCAACGUGCCUAUCGACCUGAGUCAGGUCCUCUUUAUAUGUACUGCCAACUCUCUCGAGACCAUCUCUGCGCCACUGCUGGACCGCUGCGAGAUUAUCCAGCUCAGCGGGUACACGUAUGAUGAAAAGAUGCACAUUGCCCGCCGUUUCCUCCUUCCGAAGCAGCUCACGGCCAACGGACUUGAGCCAUCCCAUGUCACAAUCACUGAACCCGCUCUUCUUCGCGUGGCGACACGUUACACCCAAGAGGCUGGUGUGCGCAGCCUCGAACGGUCCAUUGGGGCGGUGGUGCGGUAUAAGGCGGUCGAGUGGGCUGAGCACCUGGAUUUGGUUAAGCAAGGUGACCCAGCGGCGCGUAAGGAAUGCCUGAGUGUCGUUGAGGAGCACGAGCUUGAGAAGAUUCUGGGCAUCGCGAGGUGGGAUGGCGAGGAGCGGGAGAGGGAGGAGAGAAGGGGUGUGGUCUACGGUCUUGUCGUUAUGGGACAAGGCGAGGGCGGCAUCCUGCCUGUCGAGACGAUCGCGCUGCCCGGGACGGGCAAGCUAAAGCUGACGGGAAGUCUGGGCGACGUCAUCAAAGAGAGCGGAGAGCUAGCUUUGAGCUGGGUGAAGAUGUAUGCGUAUGAUCUGUGCAUCACCAAUUCCCGCUCGGACGACGCGCUGAAGGUCCCUGAACCGAUCGACAUCCACCUCCAUCUUCCUGCAGGCGCCCAGAAGAAGGAUGGCCCUAGUGCUGGCGUUACAAUGGUCUGUGCCUUUGUCUCGCUGUUGACAGGCGCCUGCGUCCCAACCAACGUUGCGAUGACCGGAGAGAUCACUUUGCGGGGUCGGGUCACUCCUGUUGGUGGGAUCAAGGAGAAGGUUCUUGGUGCCCAUCGAGCGCAGGUGACGAAGGUCAUCCUGCCCUGGGCGAACCGGAAGGAUGUGGAACACGAUGUUGCUCCUGAGAUCCGGAACGAGAUGGAGUUCGUGUUCGUGCGGACAGUGCGGGAAGCUCUCGAGGCAGCCUUCGGUAAGGGUGUACUUGGGUGGCGGAGGGAUGCAUUGCUACUUGAGAGCCGACUGUAG
Molecule: messenger RNA, 2817 nt
Organism: Cyclocybe aegerita
Lineage: Eukaryota; Fungi; Basidiomycota; Agaricomycetes; Agaricales; Hemipholiotaceae
Source: the annotation of a GenBank genome assembly